This is a messenger RNA of Leishmania mexicana MHOM/GT/2001/U1103, 567 nucleotides long. RefSeq lists its product as hypothetical. NCBI's taxonomy places the organism in Eukaryota, Euglenozoa, Kinetoplastea, Trypanosomatida, Trypanosomatidae. The record is from RefSeq and is a predicted model, not a curated record. Bases 1 to 567 code for a protein of 188 amino acids. The transcript has a single exon.
AUGCCAGACCCGGAGCCGGUACGGUGGGUGCAGCCGACCUACCAAGACGUAGACACGCUCCCUAUCGUGGAUGCGAAGGGCGAGUACAUCGUAUCACGUGUGCAGUGGCCGACCGGCGAGGUCGCCUACCGCACCCCUGCCCCGGUGGACGACAAGCUUGCCCCACGCUUCGGCUAUAAUGUGGUGCAGGUGCGCAAGCACGUGUCGUGGUGGAAGUACAACCAAAAGUAUCCCCGCCUCUCCCUCGCGUACAUCAACAUCCAAGUGCUUUUUCUGCUCGGUCUCGCCUGGCUCGUCGCCUUCCUUACGAACGAAUACCGUCAGACGAUGGAGGCGAUGCGGACGCCUGGGGCGAUGGUCGGCGAGCACCGUGGCAGAGGACCGGCAACGAACAGCACGCAGAAAAUCGCGUUUGAGAGGGAUGAGAUGAACGCGCUGCUCGACAAGGCGCAGAACAACUGGUGCGACGGGAAGGCAGAGGCGUCCUACGUGGGGUCGAAGGCGUACAAGAUGAAGAAGAUCCCGCGUCCGAAGGAGUUCUCCGCGGAUGACUUCCGAAAGCGAUAG